Molecule: messenger RNA, 18575 nt
Organism: Gallus gallus (chicken)
Lineage: Eukaryota; Metazoa; Chordata; Aves; Galliformes; Phasianidae
Gene: LGR4
Product: leucine rich repeat containing G protein-coupled receptor 4
Exons: 18
Coding region: 14199-16862 (887 amino acids)
Biological process (GO): G protein-coupled receptor signaling pathway
Cellular component (GO): membrane
Molecular function (GO): G protein-coupled receptor activity; protein-hormone receptor activity; protein binding
Source: RefSeq, a predicted model, not a curated record
GGCCUCCUGCAGCUGCGACGGGGACCGAGGAGUAGACUGCUCCGGGCGGGGGCUGGCCGCCGUGCCGCCGGGGCUCAGCGCCUUCACGCAGGCUCUGUGAGUGGGGAGCGGAGGGGGGCAGGUGGGAGCGCGGCGCGGUGUGAGGUUUCCAGUGUUGGAGGUGGGGAACUGGAGCUGCGGCUUGGAGAUCGUGGGCUGCGCUGGGUGUGAUGGCUCCCCCGCUGUUGGGCUGUCUCGUAAAAUGGAAUCGGUGCGUCCUCGCUGCCCGAUGUGUGCGCGUUCGAAGAACCAACACACGUCGCAGAUUAGGCUACCAAAGAGUUUCAGCUUGUAUUGCCGUGCAGGUCAGCUCUCAGAGGGCUUGUGCGUGAUUGGAACCCGAGCAGGCGCUCUCCAGCUGUCUCAUGCUGUAGUGAUCGUAAAGGAUGCUGUUGGUCACUUUUUGUUUGCUUUUUUUUGUUGUUGUUGUUGUUGUUCUUCUUAUUAUUUACAGCACAAAAGCUGGGUGCCUUCGCGAUAAUUCUGUGCUUGAAUGGGACUCUUGUAGUAAGGCCACUGGAAGUUCAGGAUAUGCAAGCAAUAGGAAGCUCAUUUCCGAACCUGCUCUGACUGCACCAGGAGAGCUGGGCGAGCGUGUGCUGUGCGAAGAAAGAAAUAAAAUCAAAUCACUCCCUCCAGCUGACGUGUCUGUGUCAUGGCAAAGCGUCUUAGCGAUGUGCAGAGAAGAAAGCUUUUUGUGCUCUGUGUCAGGCAGCACGGUGAUGCUACGAAAUCCCCUUAGUGCUGCUAUGGGGCUUGUUGCAAUUACAACCAUGGCACCAGGGUCUGUAGCACAAAGAUGGCUCAGAACAGGUUGGCAAACAGUGUUCUGUGGUAAUAGAGUAAAAUAUAUGGCUGUAUUUUGGCAUUGGCAACUGAGAGCUGUUGCUGAGAGGCAGCAUGUUGAGAGGUAUUGUAUCAGAGCAGCAGCUCUUUACUUUUAAAUCAGGAGAGAUAGAGCUUUAAUCGAGAGGUGAAGGCUUGCUCACAAAUGCAGGCAUGUUAGCGAAGGGAUUUUGGAAGAUACAGAGGUGUGGCAGCACUGUAUCUGAGUUGUCUGAAGGUCUGGAGAGGAUGGGCUGGAUGGAGGAAUGUGGAGGGAGACGGGAGGACACGACCAGGGGUAAUGAGCUGAUGCUUCUGUUGUGGGCGGCCAUUUGUUCCGUAUAAUUUAGGUAGGUGUUUAUGUAACUCUUAAUUACCAGCUGCCCUGCUUUCUGUUUAUGAAGGUUGUGAUUCUGCUUUGUUGCAAUGUAACUGUCACCGAGUGAGCUGAUAUGCCUGGGCGAUAAUGCUGAGGUGGUGGUGGUGGUUUGGCUUUUGUAGUCAGCGCAGCACAUUGCUGAGCCUUGCUCUGACACUUCAUGUGCCGUGUGCUAGAAAGCAUUCAUGUUCAUGGAAAGAAGUCACGGUGGGGCAUGCUCAAGGUGCUGCUUUGAGAACUGGAAUUCUAGUCCGGGGCUUAAUGCUAGUGUGAGUGUUCUGCAGGAGAUAGAAAGCAGGUAGUUCUGGCUAAUGGCUUCAGGGACAUCUGAAAUGGGCCUGGCUGUUUCCAGGGGCAUGCAGGACAACCAUCUGUACCACAGUCCUUUAGUGAACUAACCCCACAGUUGCUACUUGCUUUUGUUUUAAAUGCUCCAGUUUUACUGUCUGUGUUCCAGUGUUGCCUUCUUCCAUUGCCUCCCCAAACUCUGGAUCUCAUUUACCCAGUUUUCCCACAGAGAUGGGUGUUAAGGAUAAAGCAGCCCUCUUGUCUGCUGGUCUCUAUAACUUAUGUACCCUACAGUCGGGUGUGGGUUACACUAGAGCUUCAUGAAAUGAAGAUGUCACAAUGAGGAAGGAUCCUAUUUGACCCCAUUGUCAUGCAGGUUGUUCCAGCAGCUGCAGAGAGCCAAUUGUCUUCUUUUCAGCUCACAGGCAGUGCAGAAGUACCUCCCCUGUCUUGCAUUUGAGUUAAUUUCCUGCUGUGUUUAUGUAUAAAUGGCAAAAUUAUAUGGUACUGUUUGGAUUCAGCAGAGUGCGCGUUUCUCUCUCUCUCUCUCUCUCUCUCUCUCUCUCUCUCUUUCUCUUUCUUUUUGUGUCCUGUGGCACUUUUAUUUCCAGAAUGGUACUGAAAUGCAGUUGGGUAGAUAUCAGCUGUCUUCCUCUAACCAGGUACCCAUGCUUCACAUCCCCUGGCAUCCAGUCUGCACAGCAAGAACCUGGUGGAGGCUCAGGGGAUGCCAUCUAGCAGAGCUGUUAUGGUGAGAAGAAAGGAUGUCCAGACACAGCAAAAUGUGUCUGCAAAAUGUAGCUUAAUUGCUGUCCUCUUGAGAUAGGGAGGCCUUAUCUAAUGAGAGGUUUGAAGGUUUUACAGUUACUCUGUUUAGUUUUUCACUUGCGUGUGUAAUAUACCAGUGAUACUCUGGCAAGUAAUAAAAAGCUUAUUCUGUCUUCCAGAACCAGGGAAUGGAGCUGACCUGUUCCUCGUUUGUAAAGGGCUGUAGACAGCCCUCUGUCUCUCCCCUGGGUGUCCCUCUGGCCCUGGUGCUGUUAGGCCCCUGGUUUGCUGGGAACCCUUCUGUGGAAUUCAUUGCUGUUUCAAAGCUUGCUAUGUAUUUUUAUCCUUUGAAUGUUUUCUAUUGGCAGCAAACUUGAUGUUUGGCUGCUACCUCUCUUUUCCUUUUCUUCCUCCCAGAAUAAGGCCCAGUGCCCCACCGUAACACAUGAUUUGUUAGGUACUUGGCAUUUAUUUUGCAUAUUGAGGUCGCGUAUAUCAGCAAUAUGUCAUUUCUUGUUGGGUCCUUACUGGCAGGAGCUCGUAAAUGUGACUUGGGGAACAGAUACUGAGAUAAGUCUCUGGCGUGGAAAAAAAAAAUUGGACUUCAGUGCAAGCAGGUUUGUGCUGGUAAAUAAUUAGCUCUGCAGUUCUUGAGAGGAAUUCGCUGGUAACUCUCCGCCUGAGAUGGAAAAUAUGGAAGCCGUAGUAGAAGGGCUCAAAAACAAAACAAAACCCAAAGAAACUUCCUCCAAAUGGAUCUUAAUUUGUUUUGUAUUGUACAUCUAAGCCAGCAAUUUUUGCAGGACACAAGCUCUUAUUUGCCUAGAGAAAAUUACUGGCCUGGAUUUCAGAAGGGCUGAGCACCCACCCUCCUUUCAGAGGGAAUGGAAGCUCAAUGAGGGUCUCCCCACAUCUGCUUGUGCUCUUUCCUCCUCUCCACCGCCCUGGUGCUCAUUCCUAAAGCUCAUCCUCAUGUUGGGAAUGGGCAUGAGCCCAUGUGGUGUUUAUGGUCUGGAGAAUUUGCAAACAGCUCAGGUUUGCCUGCUGCUUGUUUUGCAAAUAAGCAAGGCAACAAGGUGGCUGCUGGCUGGUUAGCCUUAGCGUUGCUCCGUCAGGCGGAUUGGGUUUUGGACUGCAGCUUGGUGGUUUUGGGGGUCUUUGGCAUGACAGAAGGUCCAAAACAGCUGGGGGAAGAACUGGAGAAAUCUGUGUCAUCAUAGAAAUAGGUGACAGAGGUGGGAGAAGAUAGGCAGGAUAGGGUAAGACAGGAGAAGAAACUAUCCCUACAUGGAAAAAAGAAAUCCCUCAGUUCAGGCGCUGAGGAUUUAGACAUUAGGAGACCCAUGUAAACAGAGCUUUCAGCAGCAUUUCCCACAUUAGAGGUGCUGGCUGUCCUCCCUACGUGGUUGGCUCACCAUCUGCUGCAGCACUGACCCAGGAUUUUGCUAUAGGGAAAUUCUCUUGGGUAGUUUUUCGUACCUGCCUUUCAAGUACUGCUGCAGUUUUUUUGAUAAGAUAUUCUCCAACUGUGGUCUGAACAGAGAUUUCUGGUUGUGUGAUACUGUUUUUUUGCUGUUUCUCACCCCUAUAGAUCCCUUUUUGAAAUGUGGCUGCGGUUGUUAGCCUUCCCUUUGUAACCCAGAGGCAGCCAGCAGUGGUGGGCACAGAACUGGGUGCAGCCGUGGACAUCAUGGUAGUUUGGUCAGGGUUGGGGGUGCCCCAUCCCUGGAGAUGGCCAAGGGCAGGCUGGCUGGGGCUGUGAGCACCUGCUGGAGCUGUGGGUAUCUGUGCAUUGUAGGGGAGUCAGGCUAGGUGACCUAUAAAGGUCCCUUCCAACUCAAACAAUUUUGUGAUCAAAUCGGGAGCAUCUACCAUGUGUUGGUGCCUGGAAAGUGUAAUUAAAUCAUGCAGAAAUGGCAUGUGAUCUACCUGGCAAAAGAGCUGACCUUGUUUUUAAAAGUGCUGAGUUACUGCUGCUGUCAGUGCCUUGUGCUGAAGUAGAAAGUUUACAGUAUUUUCAGAUCUUACAUCAUGUCUUUGAAAAUUUGUAACCAAAAUAGCAGAAUGCAUUUUAUUUUGCUGUUGAGCGAUUUGACUGUUACAGGACUGUGACAAGGUCAGAGCUUCCCGGAAACAUAUUGAGGUGGCUGAGAGAUCAAAGUGCAAAAAAAAAAAAAAAAAAUCUGGAUUUUGGCUUCAUCCUGAAUUUAGCAGCACAUUCUGCAUGGAGUUAAUCAAGUUGCGCUGUUUGUCAUAUUUGUCUCUUACAACCAUGAUCUCAUACAUAAUGGGCAAGAAACUGCAAUACAUUUGUCCCUAUAGAAGGAGGUUUCUUUUGUUUCUCAGGUGAUGCCAGUUGGAAGCAGAGCUAGGUGUUUGUUGGUAUGACGCAAGAUCAUUCCUACAAGGCAUUAUCAGCUCUGUUGUUGAAAUGGAAUCCUCAGUGUACCAACAGGCUUUGUUGUUGUUCAAAUCUAAUAUCGAUAAUUACACAUUUAAUUAAAUCUCUUGCUUUAAAAUACUGAAGAUGAUUUGGGGAUUAAAAAAAAAGAACCCAAACUAUUAUGAAACAUAAGAAACUCUUUAAAACUCCGAAUCUAAUUCCCAUAAGCCCUGCAUUAAGAAUGCAGGAGGAGCCUCAAACCGCUUAUAUGUAGUCUACAGAAGCUGUACAGAAGAUGCUGCCUCCUGGUAAGGAAAGGAGUGCUAAUUCUUUUCCUUGAGGAAAAAAAUGGAAAGACUUUGUGAAGUUGUGAAGAGUGCCCUGAAAAAUCAGGCCCUUGCAGUGAACAGCUGUGCUCUCAGCAUUUUCUUAUUCAAAUAUGAUGACUUUUUUUAAGCACUGUACCUCCUUUUCUCUCCCCCAACCAAUCCUGGAGGAGUGCUGAGUCUCACAUGGACUAUCUUCACUCCAAAAGCUUGGAGAAAAUGUGUUUGGACUUCUAAAUGGUGCACAAUUAACAAUGAAUCAUAAAUGGAUGUGCAAUUUCUGAAGUAUGCAGGGGAGGCCUAAACCUGUUUAAUUUGGCUUAAUGAUGCUGCAAACACGGUCAUGCAUUUUAUAACCUUGUCCUGUUAAAAUGUGUUUUUUUGGGGAGUUUUCCCAUUACCUUCUUGACAUGCACACAGUUGCACAUGAAUAGCUUGCCCCAGAGCCUCAGCAGGGAGAGCAGCAUGGCUGUGUUUUCAUUAGGCCUGUUACUACAAGGAAAACAUAUGGGAUGUUUCAGUCCUGUCUUUGCAGGCGGCAUACAGGGUCUGCUUGGCACAGCUGCUGCGUCCAGCCUUCACUGGGCUCGCUUGUGUUAUAAAAGCUUGGAAGGAGCUAUCUUUUUCAUAGAAUCAUCAUGUGGCUUAUAGUUGGAAAGGACCUUAAAGAUCAUGGAGCUCCAAUCUGCCUACCAUGGGCUGGCCGCCCCCAGUUCAGGGUGCCCAGAGCUCCAUCCACCUGGCAUUGGGCGCCUCCAGGGCUUGGGCACCCACAGCUUCUGGGCAGCAGUGCCAGGGCUUCAGCACCCUGUGUGAAUUCAGCACCCUGAGUGAGGAAUUUCUGCCCAGCAUCUAACCUCAACCUCCCCUCCUGUAGUUUAAAGCCAUUUCCCCUUGUCCUGUCACUAUCAGACCAUGUAAAAUGAUUCUUUGAUUCUAACUGGAACACUUGGGUUUAAGAAGUGGGGAAAAAAAGAAAGAAGUAAAAUGGAUUUGCUAAUAUUGACCAAACUGUUAAUAUUUUACAGAACUGGUGUGACUCUUGCUAGGUGUAGAAAAUCCAUGUCUUUUCCAAGGGCAAAUCUGCUGGCGCUGUGCUGAGUGUUUAGUAGAGACUAAAUUUCUUGAAUACCCAGCGUCAAGUGAUGAUCUAUUCAGAACUGACUUACUCUUGCUUGAAAUCUCUAUUCCAGAAGUUUUAAGGAGUUUAUUUACGUGAUUGUUUGUUUUUUACCAUCUUUCCCACAAAACCCCGGUCUCCAGGCCAGAAAUGUACAGUUAAGAAUUUUAAGCAGGGUUUUGAGGAUAAUAAACAGCAGUCGUUCAUGGCUUCAACCUCUGCAAUUGCACAGCAAAGCCGAUGUUUCCUGUUUAGAAUCUCUCCUGAGUAAUCGUGCCAGUAAACUAAAUCUGAAGUGUGUUUGAAAGAGAAGACUGUUGUUUAAACAACGGUGUGUCAGAAAUCCUGCUUGAGAGUAGGACUGCCUGUACUGCUGCUGUCCAUUCACAGAAGACAAUUUUUUGUGUCCUGAUAACUAACCACAGGGAUGGGAGAAAUACCAUAACACAUGUUGGGUUGAUGCAUAUAUCUAAAUACUCUGGAUUUUUGUCUACCCAAGUUCAUCCCACAGUUCCUUCAGGCAAAGCGCAUCACUGAGUCUCAGUUGAUUUGGUGCCAUCAGCAAUGGAAAAUAAAUGAUAACAGGAACAUCAAAAAUAUCCUCCUUAAUGCCAUUAUUUGCGGCUGUGAGGAUUCAGUGUCCUGUCAGUGUCUGCGGGAUGUCAUGUGCAAGUACCAAAGUAAUCACCAAGUUAAGAAAUUCUACCUUAGCAGGGCAAUGUGAAAUCAUCUUCCUCCGUGAGCUUCAGUUACGCCCAUGGAGAGCACCCAGUUAGGAAUGUCUACACGCUGCUCUCCCCAGCAUGGAGUUCCCUGUUUGUUGAGAGUGCAGCUGUACAUUGAGCUUUUUACUACUCCAAGGUUGUAAGAAAUAUUGGUUGUGACAGAAAGUGGGUAUGUGCUUGCCUGCAUGGAUCUCUUGAAUUGUAAGCAUCUAACGUUUACUUUCCAAACUCUAGGUGCCUUUUUAAAAUAAGAGUUGGUGCCUUUUUCCCCUUGUCCUGUUACUGUUGUGGUGUUCAGGGUUAUGUGCAUUCUCCAGCUUGCUUGUCUUCAACAGGUAUGAGCUGAAUAUGAAUUUCCCUAUCGCUCCCCAAACUGUGAAGGAGUACGUGCUCCAUAUGUGCUUUAUGUUUUAAAAGCACUUAGUGCCUAGGUUUUUUUUCCAAGAAUGUAUAUAGGUCAUCCAAGAAGCUUCAGCAAGUAAUAACUGAGUGUUUGUGCAAUUAAAAAGGCAAACAAAUGCUCUUCUGGUGCUGCCUUGCCAGCAACAAGGCAUUGCUUGUGCCUUAGAAAGGCUCUCUGCCCUGAGUACUCAACUUGCGUAGAAGGAGAUUCUAUUGCUGCUUCACCAUCUUCUCAGGUUGUGCAAAUGACUUUCCUUGGGUUUUUGCACAACAGCCCAAGGCUUCUGAGGAAGGGCUAGACAAGUAGCUCACCUCACUUGUUUCCUUUUGUUACAGCCAUUUGAACAAGAUGGUUUCCUCUACGUAAUGGUGGAAGCACAAUGAGCACCUCAACUGUUGAAAAUCUCAGGCGUAUUUUAAGCAUUUUUUUAACUUUUGAAAAGAUGCUAUCUGUGGAGAGAUUAAUGAGCAAUAAGUAAACUAUGUUGGAUCUGGGCUUCCAGAAUGCAGUUUAACUGCUCUAGGUUUCGGCACACUCAUUUAAUUACUAGGUUACUGCAUGUUUUCUCUGGGGGGUGGGAGUGUGUGUGUGUGUGUGUGAGAGAGAGAGAGUGAGUGUCUAGGGGAAGCGUAUCCGUUUAUACAAAGAGUAUGCAGUUUGGGGAUGCCAUGUUUGUGUUGCCUAAACAAUCUUGCUGCCUUAAUUUCCCUUCAAGAAAAUUGUAGAUAGGUCUUACUAUCGUUUACACUUGAUUACUUCAGUGUUAACUUCCCCUAUGUAAUUUAAUAUGCAUAAACUUAAUUAUUCUUUUCUGGCCUAGGGAGAGAUUUCCUUCCAAUAAUUACCUUCGCUGCCCUUUACCCUUCUGCAGGUUAGUCUGUUUGGAGAGACAGCGUUGCUCAGUAAGCAAUUCCAAACACAACAGUGCCUGAAGCUGUCCUGGAAACUUAAUUUAUACCUUUUACAUUUCAUGUUAAGCUUCAGAUCACUGAAACACAACUGCUAGGUGUAUAGAGCUACUCAAUAUCUCACUUAAAUAAAGGCAGUAGGUACUUACCAGAAAAGCACUGGUUUGCACCUCAUUCUUGUGCUGUAUGUGAGGUGAUUCAGGUAAAAAGGAAAUAUAAAUUAGCAAAUAACUUCCAUUAAUUCAGCCAUUUCUUUUUACAAGCAACUGCUGUUUAGUCAUAUACUAUUUGAAUGUCAAAAGAGCAUGACUCCAUAUGAGAUGAAUGUGAUGCAAUAUUGCCAGACUGAUUGCUCCUGUGAUAGCAAAGAAAUACAUAUUUAAUUUGGUGGAAAUUUCUCAGGAUUACAUCUUUCUAAUUGUUAAUUAUUGGAUAAUUUCUUCCUUAAAAUCUUUUUAUUUUAAGGCAGUAGUAGUUAGGGAAGAAUCAUUUAGGUAGGCGGGAAGUGCAGAAUUCUAACAGCUUUGUCUUCUGCAACUUGUACAGCAUACAGAUUAAUACAAAAUAUAUCACUUGAUAUAUCAAAAGGAUGGGGAUGCUGCCUUCUAUGCCAUGUAACUGUACAUAACUGUUUUGUGAUAAAAAGUUCAGUUUGUGUUGGACCUCUGGGAUAUAUCAUGCCUGUAUUAAGAUAAGAUAGUUAUUUAACUCGACUAUUAAUGGCAGAGCAAAUGUGUUUAUAAAAUGGACUAUCUUCAUUUAUGUGGAAAAGAUCAAGUGCUUUGAAUGUGACAAAGUUGUGUAUGACUUUGCAUUAAACUGCCUUUGUUAUAUCCUGAUGGUUGUUUACAACCAAGCAAAACCAGAGGGAUCAUAUUGGAAAAGUUUUCUCACAUUUUAUUUUAAGGUUAUUUUGUAAAGUUUUAGUUUCUAGUCAUUUGCAGGAUUACUCGGCCCUCCACUAUGAGUUAAAAUACUGCAUAUGCCUUAUACUUGUAAGAUUUCGUGUUGACUCUAAAAUGAGUUGGUGCUUGUGUCCACCUUGUAUCCAUUAGAAUCCUGCCUUCCCAGCAACGUACCUUCAUCAGAACAUAAUUCUCAUUGAUCAGUUGGGCUUGAGGUAAGAACUAGAGUGCGUUUCCUUGCUCAUUUGCCAUCUAUGGUGAGGUAAAAACAUAUCCAUGUUUUUUUGUGGAGUUAGCCGUGGAGACAGAAUCACAAGUGCAGUUUUCUUGUUGGGAUUCAUCUGUAAAAUGCAUGCUGCCAGGAGGACACACACCCAGGCAGGCUGGAAAUGCAGGUAGAUCAUUUAGAUUGCAUUCUGUGGGUCUUCUGCUUUUCCAUCACAAGUGCAUUAGAUGUGUUUAUAUAAAGAAUUGAUCCCAUGUACAUGAUUAAACUUGACAAGCCUUAAUCUCUAUUGCCAAGAGUGUGGGCUAGAUAGUUCAUGUGGUAGGUCUUUUUUUUUUCAUGUAAAUACUUGUGAUGUUGGAUUUGCAUUAAGCAUGCUGUUUUUCUCUUGAUAGUCUAGUGGUAAAAAUCUACUUAGGUUUAAAUAGUGUAGUCAUGUGAGUGCUGAAGAAACCGAAGAAAGAACUUGAACUUUUCAAUAAAAUUACUCCUAAUAUAAGUGCUUCUUUGAUCUCAUUUGUCUAUAGUAGUGAGCAAUAGGUAUCAGAUUUAAUUUUGUCAGAGAGUUUCUGUGAAAGAUUUCAUUCAAAUUUAUGAAUUCUCUUUUGAGGAACUAGAAAACACACUAACUGUUCUUACUUCCUUAUAUUCUUGUGUCAGCAGUGGUAAGCGUUAUUAUCUUUGGUUCAUAUCAGGGGAGAAUCCAGAAGGCCAGAGCUUUACUGCUGAAUUUGGUUAGCACAAGUAUUCAGUCUGGGCUGUGACUCCUAACCAAGUGAGCUGAGCUGGCAAGCUGCACUGAUGUGCAGACAUUGUUCCAGCAGGAUACCUUGUGUGCUGAUGCAGCUCGUUCUGCUGGGAACGCGGGCACUGAGGAGCGGUCCUCCACCAGCCUGUGCAGCCACUGUGCUGGCAAAGCAGGCUGUGUUAUGUUUUUAGGCUUUGAUUGUGUAGGUAGUGAGAGUCAUCAGUGUUGGGUGCUGGGCCAUGCACUAGUGAGAGGCAGGUUUUCUCUGUGUGGCCAGUUCUUGGGGCUUUUUUGGGCAUGGGAGGGAGGAGUUGAGUCUUGUUUUGCUUUUUUACAAUAUAUUACAACAGUGGCAUUUGUUACUUCCAGUGUAACUUGGGUUCUCUUGUGAUAGGACAAGGGAAAAUGGUUUCAAAAUUAAAGGGGAGAUUUUGAUUGGACAUAAGGUUUUUUGUUGUUUUUUUUUUGUUGUUGUUGUUUUGUUUUGUUUUUUUACAGUAGAGGGUGGUGAAAUACUGGUACAGGUUGCCCAGAGAAGUGGUGGACACCCUGUCCUUGGAGACAUGCAGUGUCAGGCUUGACGGAGCUCUGAGCACCUUAUGGAGCUGUAGGCAUCCCUGUUUGUUGCAGGGAAGUUGGGCCAGAUGGCCUUUAAGGGUUCCUUCUAACUCAAACGACUGUAUGAUUCCGUGUGGUUUGGGAGUUUGUUUUGAAGCGUCUUUUGUCAGGUGCUCUCGUUGGGAUAUUUGUAUUGGCACGGUGUGAGUUUGGAUUGUAUCUAAUAACACCAUACGCACUUAGGAUGACGCUUUAUGUUCAUUUCUGAAAUUUAAAUUACUUUCUAAUACAGCAACUUGAGUGCAAAUUCCUGCUUGAUCAACAUUGAAAUUCCAGCAAGAUCACUGCUAUAACAAGUCCUAGUGGACAGGCUUCCUAAAAAUGUACACUUGGAGUUAGAUAAUGCAUAUAUUUCCCCCCUAUUUUUUUUCUUUCUUACCUUGUAGAGCUACAUCAUAUUUCUCUGUAGCAGGAUGAAGCAAGAACACUGUAUAGAACAGGUGACAGCCGUUGGGUAUUUGUUGGGCAUUAAUUCGGCCAUCUCAGUCAAGACUCAGAAGGAUUUUGGUGCCUAACAUUGGAGGACAGUUCCUGAAAGGCAAGUUGCUUCCUGGGCUGUGUAAAUAUAGGCACAAGCAGCUGGCUCUUAGGUUAGUGUAAAACAAACAGCAGCCAAGAGGAAGCAGAGAGGUUGCCAUUGCUGAGCUGCAGCCAAGGCAUGGGAGCACCACGUGCUGGCGCCUUCUUGUAACACUGAAGACCUCCAUAUACAUUGCAAACACACAGCUGAUCAUUGUUGGCCCCUCCAGCCAGCAGAGCCUACCUGAGUGUAGCGAAGUGCCAUUUUCAGCCCAUACUAGCCCGUGGGACCGCCAGGGCUGUCUGACUGUUCAUCCGUCCAUCCAGCUGUCCGCCCACCGUGGGGCUGGAUGAGCCCGUGCCCUUCUGGCACAUUAGUGGCCGACUGCAUGUUUUUUUUUUUUUUUUUUUUUUUUUUUAGCCUUAAAAUAGCAAGGAACCUACAGCAAACUCGAACUUGUCUUUUAUUGCCGAUAAUAUUUAAAAGCUGAAAUGUAACAGUAUUUCGGUGGUGAAUACGUGGAAGUUGUGUAUACUGCUUAAUGUGUUUCAGAAAUCCCUGUUACUUUUCUUCCUUAAAUACAAGAAAACAGGCGUGUAAUGCCUCAUUGAAAGGAGCCUGUAGGGGUGCUUUGUGAGGGUCUUAAUUAAGGGCUUUGAAAGACUAAACAAAAGGAAAAAGAAAAUGCUACAGGGUUAUUGUUAUUCCAGCCCAUUGGCUCAGCUAGCUGCCCAUCCAUUGGUGCCUUCUGUCCAUUUGGGAACUGAAUGACACUUUUGUUCGUGGUUAACAGAGGUGAAAGAAGCCAAUUAUUGGCUGUCUUUUCCACAUGGCAGCUGCAGACGGAUUUAACUGCAGGCAAAUAUGGACUUUUCUGCCACAAGGAUGGUUGUGAUGACAGUUAGUUUUGUGGAAUUGUAUGAAAGAAAACAGAUUUUUUUUUCCCCCCUCCAGUGACUUGUGUAGAUGUUUAUUGAAAACUACUGUGAAUAUGCUGGCUUGGAGUAGGACUGCCUAAAUGGCUGAGUUCCCUAUGCUAACAGUGUACUCAGGGUGUGUGACAGAGUGGGAUUUUUUUAGUUUUUCUUUUUUUUUUCCUAUUCCUUCAAAAAAAAAAAGUAACUGUAGGGUAUUUUCUUAAUUUUAUUAAUUGGUUUACAGUGUGCAUUAACCCUGUUAUGGCCGUCAGCUCAGACCAUGCUACCCUGCUGUGUGCCAUAGCUGCAGAACAACAUUUGCAGUUAGCGGGAGGACCCACAACUGCAAAAUUCAGGGACCUCAGAAAGCAUCUAUGAGCUGGAAACUUGCAGCUUCUUCUCCCACAUCGCUGGUCCAAAAUGUUAUAGUGGCCUUUCCUACACCCUUGUUUUUACUUUCCCCUAAAAUUUCUUUGUUGGAACCUAUGCUUUUAGUUCAUAUGAGUGAAAAGGUUUGGCUGAUGACAAACUGUGCUUGCUAACUGUGUUGAUCCUGGAGACGUUUGCUCCAGUUUGGGGCAAUUGUAAAAAUUGAUAAAGAAGCCUUGUCUUGUUCAUCCACUGAGGUUUGUUACGUCAAAAUACAUUUCAGCGUGUUGGCUGCUCAGCAGGCCUGCUGGUGAUGUACAGGCCUGCUGCAGGGUGACAGGGGGGGGCCCCUUCUGUAGACACCCAAAGUCUGCAUUUAGGCAUGGUUUAUUAUGACUGUGUGUGUGUAUGUAUUCGUCAUUCUCCGGCUGCUGUCAGGGAAAGGCCCCAGCUCUGCCAAGUUCCUGAAAACAUGAACUGUGUGUGUGAGCAGCGCUCUGAAGUUGUUCGUGCACUGUUGGCAGUGAUGGCUGCACCCACAGAUGUACUGACAGUGAAAGGGGCGACCAGCUGAACCUGUAGCUGAUCCCUGAGUGUCCUGGCAGGCAUUUUGUGUGGCUCUCCUUUGGGUUAGUGUCUUAGGCUCCUUGGGAAGUAAGGGUGGAUGUGAACAACCACUGUAUUUUGCUCUGUGCAGUGGACUUGGCCAUACAUCUCAGAUCAAAAAGAAUGUAGCUGAAACCAGCGUAACUCAACAGGGUGGAAAGCUUUUUACUUGAAUUGGGAAUUACUUGCUUGUUAAAGUGCUGUGCAAUAGCUGACGACUAAGAAUUACCAAACCCUACGUUUUGCAUCUUAGGAAAACUGGGUAGCUCACAUGUAAUCUGCCAGCUCGAGAUGCCUCAGAAAGUGCCAUGUGAAAGCACAUUUAGUUCCAUAAAGGCAGUUCCAGGUGCUGCCAUGAAAUCUAUUUUGACACUAGAAAGCAGCACUGUGUGCUUUUUGUUUUCCCACAGCAUAUAGAUAAUUAUAGAGCUGUACUGCAGAAAAAGGCGCUCUCUUUUUUUUUUUUUUUUUGCCAGAAGUAAUUUUUAAUUGUAUCCAAGUUAUGUAUGUUAUGCAAGUGAAAAAAUUCCCAAACGUUGGCACCGUUGUAUAUAGGUUUGGUCUGGUUGAAAUGUUUAUAUUUUCUGUUCUGUCUUAAUCCUAUCAGUGACUGCGUUCAUACGCUAAUUUUGUUUUGCUUUCUUUGCUUUGGUCUUCUAAAAAUGUCAGGCUUACCCAGAGUUCCGAGGCUCGAGUUGCUUUCUAAACACUGGGUGGGACAGACUAGCAGACCAAAAUAAACCAUCAGAAAAUGAAGAAAAUUCAAAAUACUUAGAGUUACUGAAGUUGACUUUUUUAUGCAGUUGGAUUUGUAGCUGUUCUUGUGCUCUUUCUUAACAGAGCAAAAAAACGAAGCAAAAGCAGAGGACUUUUAUACGUGUAUGUGCGUAUAAGGAUAGUACUGCUUUUCUGUUGGUGAUUUUUAAGUGCUGGGCUUUGUCAGGACAGCUCAGAAACAUCUAUAUCUGUAUCCCCAUCUGCCUCUUGAGAGUUGGUGGUGCCCGGCCGAGGCUGUGGCCAGAGGCUGCCAGCUCCUCCAGCAGAGCUGAGCUGGCACUGUUUGUUGUGGGGCUGUUGCUAGGUGGAGCGAGAUGUGCUGUCCCAGAGUCCAAAGGGGAUGUCAGCAUGAACAACAUCACCAGGCUACCAGAGGAUGCAUUCAAGAACUUUCCCUACUUGGAAGAGCUGCGACUGGCUGGCAAUGACCUUUCUUUUAUCCAUCCGAAGGCCUUGUCUGGGUUGAAAGAACUCAAAGUUCUAACCCUACAGAACAACCAGCUGAAGACUGUACCUAAUGAAGCCAUCAGAGGAUUGAGCGGUUUACAGUCCUUGCGUUUGGAUGCUAACCACAUCACAGCUGUUCCCAAAGACAGCUUUGAGGGGCUGGUGCAGUUGCGUCACCUUUGGUUGGAUGACAACAGUUUAACAGAAGUUCCCAUCCAUCCACUGAGCAACCUCCCCUCCCUGCAGGCGUUGACGCUGGCCCUUAACAAAAUAACACACAUUCCUGACUAUGCGUUCACAAACCUUUCAAGUCUUGUUGUUCUACAUCUUCAUAACAAUAAAAUAAAAACAAUAGGAAAACACUGUUUUGAUGGUUUGGACAACCUUGAAACCUUGGAUUUAAAUUAUAAUAACAUGGUGGAAUUCCCUGAAGCCAUAAAAGCACUCCCAAAUCUAAAAGAGUUGGCAUUUCACAGUAACUAUAUUUCCAUAAUUCCUGAUGGUGCAUUUGCAGGAAACCCCCUUCUAAGAAUGAUACAUUUGUAUGAUAAUCCUUUGUCUUUUGUGGGGAACUCAGCAUUUCAGAAUCUGUCAGAUCUGCAUUCCCUGGUCAUUCGGGGUGCCAGCAUGGUGCAGUGGUUUCCCAAUUUGACUGGAACCGUUAAUCUGGAGAGUUUAACUCUAACGGGGACCAAGAUAAACAGUAUUCCUGUUAACUUAUGCCAAGAGCAAAAGAUGCUACGAACUUUGGACUUGUCUUAUAACAAUAUAAAGGACCUCCCAAGUUUUACAGGCUGCCGCUCCUUGGAAGAAAUUUCCUUACAGCAUAAUCAAAUCCAUGAAAUCACAGAUGAUACCUUUCAAGGACUGUCCUCCCUUCGUAUACUUGACCUCAGUCGAAAUCGAAUCUGUAAGAUCCACAAGGAAGCUUUCACCACCAUUGGAGCUAUUGUUAAUCUAGACCUAAGUUUCAAUGAACUCACCUCAGUUCCAACAGAAGGAUUGAGUGGAUUGAACCAACUUAAACUUGCAGGAAAUUCUGAGCUGAAAGAAGCUUUGGCAGCGCAGAACUUUGCAAAGCUUCGGUCUCUAUCGGUACCAUAUGCUUACCAGUGCUGUGCAUUUUGGGGCUGUGAUUCUUACUUAAACUCAAAUGCUGAAGAUUCUAGUCACCAAGAUCAAGAUGCCAUGGGGGAUCGUGAAAAGACUGAUGCAGAUGGUCUAAGAAAUGAGGAAAAUGCGGAACUGGGUCAGACUAUUAUUCACUGCACACCAGCAAUAGGUGCUUUUAAGCCUUGUGAAUAUUUACUGGGAAGCUGGAUGAUUCGACUUACUGUCUGGUUUAUUUUUUUGGUUGCUUUGUUCUUCAACCUGCUUGUCAUGUUAACAGUAUUUGCAUCUUGUGCUCCAUUGCCAUCUUCCAAACUGUUCAUAGGUCUGAUUUCUGUCUCUAACUUAUUUAUGGGAGUCUAUACUGGUAUUUUAACUUUCUUGGAUGCUAUCUCUUGGGGAAGAUUUGCUGAAUUUGGCAUAUGGUGGGAGACAGGCAGUGGUUGCAGAGUCGCUGGCUUUCUUGCAGUAUUUUCAUCAGAAAGUGCCAUUUUUUUCCUGAUGUUGGCGGCUGUUGAACGGAGCUUCUCUGCAAAGGAAAUCAUUAAAAAGGGGAAAAGCAAUCACCAAAAACAGUUUCAAAUCGCAGCAGUUCUUGCUUUCCUGUGUGCUGUGGUAGCAGGAUGCUUACCACUUUUCCAUAAAGCAGAGUAUUCGGCAUCACCCCUUUGCUUGCCCUUCCCCACUGGAGAGACUCCUUCCCUGGGCUUCACAGUAACUUUAGUGCUUCUGAAUUCAUUGGCAUUUUUGCUGAUGGCUAUUAUCUACACUAAACUUUACUGCAACUUGGAAAAAGAGGACCUCUCAGAAAACUCACAGUCCUGCAUGAUUAAGCAUGUCGCGUGGCUAAUCUUCACAAACUGCAUCUUUUUCUGCCCUGUUGCAUUUUUCUCGUUUGCACCGUUGAUCACUGCGAUUUCUAUCAGCCCUGAGAUCAUGAAGUCUGUUACCUUGAUAUUUUUUCCAUUACCCGCGUGCCUGAACCCGGUCCUGUACGUCUUCUUCAACCCAAAGUUCAAGGAGGACUGGAAGUUGCUCAGGCGCCAGGUGACAAGGAAGAAUGGAGUGGUAGCCAUCUCCAUCAGUGCUCAAGGGGGAUGUGCAACGCAGGACUUUUACUAUGACUGUGGCAUGUACACACACCUGCAGGGUAACGUCGCCAUGUGCGAGUGCUGUGAAUCGCUCCUCCUGUCCAAGCCUGUGCCAUGCAAACACUUGAUCAAAUCCCACAGCUGCCCCACACUGGCAGUGGUGCCUUGCCAAAGGCCGGAUGGCUACUGGUCAGACUGCGGCACCCAGUCAGCCCACUCCGACUAUGCAGACGAAGAUGACUCCUUCGUGUCGGACAGCUCAGACCAAGUGCAGGCCUGUGGCCGGGCCUGCUUCUACCAAAGCCGAGGCUUCCCUCUGGUUCGCUAUGCCUACAACAUCAACAUACCAAGAAUUAAAGACUGAGAGGCUCAACUGCUGACUCUCCUAACAAGGAGGUACCACACUUCACAGACCAUUGCCUCUUUCAGCCUUUCCGAGCAGGAAGCACUUUUGUAAUCAUUGUUUAGUGUCAUUUCUAAAAGAAGGGAAGUGGGCAGUCAUUUCUUGAGCCAUACAUUUAAAAAGAAUUAAACAAAUAAAUAAAUUGCCCUGACUGUAAAUAAUUGGUCAACCAAAUUUGUUACCCAGUAUUUUUACUCUGUCUGAGCAAUAACGAUUCCUUUUAUACCAUUUUUACAUGCUGAUGGUCUGUUUCCAUGUUGUAGUCCAGUUGUGUUUUACUUCUGCUGUUGGUGAGGUAAGUUCUGAUUAUUUUAUUUUUCCUGCCAAAGCACAAUAUAAAGGACAGCUGUUAAUAUUAAAGAAAUUAUUUUUAAAUGUGACUUUUCUAUAAUUAAGCAACAACUCUCUUGCUAGCUUUAUAUAGUGUAUUCAGCAUUGAAUCUCAGGAUGAAUUUUACUGCAGGGCCAAAAAAGGGAUUAGUUCUCCCAUGCAUAACUGUGAGAGCAAUAUGGGAAUACUGUUUUUGUUUUGUAUUUCAAGCCAGCAUUCAGAAUUUUUCUUUUUAAAAAAGAUUGUUGUAAUAAAAACACUUGUAAUCACAAUAUCUGCAGAUGAUGCAAUAAGAAUAUUAACAGCUGUCAGGAGUAAUAGGGCUGAAGAUGUUUUUCAGUGACGAUGAAUUACUUCAGGUGAACCACAGCCAUCUUCUUCAGUAUUACGCAGUAGGGUCACGUUGUUGGAAGGAACUUGGAUGCAUCAGGCAGUGUGUUAGCAGUGCUGCCGACAUACACAGCUCAUGGGUUGGUAGAAAAAGACUGGCUAAUUCUCUGCAGCCUGUUGAGUGCUAGUGCUUACCAGUAUUGUCUGUGAGCAGUUUUAGAUUUUAGUAAUCGGGGAGGAAACAGAAAGUAAUUUUUGCAAUAGAAGAAAAGCAUUUUUGCCAUUAUUAUUUUUUUUUUUUAGUGAGUGUGAAGUACACUGUGCAAAGUUGCUGAUUUUCACGCAAGUCAGUGCAUCAUUUUUAAACCAUUUAUGUCCUGAGAUCCAAAUGAUUUAAGUGAUCUCAAUAUAUCUACAUUUAGUUUGAAAUCUUUAUAUCUGAUAGUUAUAAAAUUAUGAAUGCACAAUUAAGUAAUUAUGUUGUUUGAAUAAUAUAAUAAAUCAAGGGUGAAUUCACUGCCAUCCCAGUCACUCUGGAAACAUUCUUCUUAAGAUUUAAAGCUAGAUUGCAGUUUUGAGAAUUAACCUGUAUAUACUGUUUAUACAAUGAAUUUUUAUCUUUGUACUGUAAAUUAUUUGAUAGAACACAUGAUGGGAAAUGUGGCUUCACUUCAUUUUGUUAAUUAAAGCUACCUCCUAAACAAUAGUGGCUGCCAGUAGCAGAAUGUUUAAAAUGUGGUUUAUAUACUUUUUGCAUUGUAAAUAGACAUGGUUGUAUAUUGUCACUGUAAUAAAAACAGAAUCCUUGUAUAUCAAAAUCAUGUAGUUUGUACAAAAUAUGGGAGGAUUAUUUACUGUAUGCUGUUAAUUUUGUAAGCCAAAAUAUUCACGUGUAAAAACAGAAGAAAACCAAUCCAGAGCUGUUAGUUCUUAUAUUUAUACUCAUGAAUAUAACAUCUGCAGUUAGCAUGGAAUGUUACACUGAAAGCAAAUAAAGGGUACAUGAACACUGA